CCCCCGCGAUAUACUUUCACUAUCGUCGACGAACCGAUCGCACUCGUCGGCCAUAACGUCGCACCGUAACACGUCGCCGUCUUCCGUUCUCAUGAUAUUAUAAUAACACAGUCAUUAUUCGACAUCGCAUCGCCCACCUGUAGAAGUAUAUACAUCACUGCCGCCAGCGACGCUCAGGAAAAAAAGCCAAAAGGAGCUGAUUCCUGCAAACAAAUUCUACGCGCCGUUUCGCAGUCUAUUUUUAUUAACUCCGUAAAACACAUAUUAUUAUAAAUUAUACAUCCAGCACGCCCAAUAUCGUGUUCUUUUAGUGUUUUUUUUUUUUUUUGUCAAUCGAUUCGCUCUUAUUUCUGUUCAUCGGUUCGCAAUGAAUCGGCCGGCUCAUCGAUCCUCGUGUGCGGAACGAUCGGCUUAGAAACAACCGAUUUAAGAAUAUACCAUUAAAAUCGCAUUACGCACGACAGCGUCGUAUAGUUGGCCGAUCACUGCAGAGCGCAACACGAUAAAUUGCUAUUUACAUAAAAAAAAACACGUAAAUUCAUUAACAACCCCUAACGUGCGCGCAGUUAGGAGGAUGGUGACACCGUCGUACACAGCCGCCGCCGAUCGUCCGGUGUCGCUGACACUCAUCUUCCGGGCGACUCUGUUGAUAACGACGAUCGCCACCUUUUCCCGGCCCGCCGAAGCCGUUCUUUCCGUGAACGCCACACCUGAAUACAUUCAUUCAUGCCGUAAAGCGGACGUUCAAUUCAAUAGUUGUAUUAAAGAAACGUUCAACCAUCUUCGUCCUUACCUCAUUAAUGGAAUCGAAGAGCUUACCGUGCCUCCGAUCGAGCCAUUGGUUAUACCAAAAAUGCAAAUGGAAAACGGUCAUGGUGCGGUCAGAGUGAGGGCCAUACUCAGUAACAUGACUAUACACGGCGCGAGCAACUAUACAGUUUUAAACGUCAGGAGUGAUAUGAAUAAAUACCGCAUAGACUUAGGACUUUUCAUACCACACAUCGAAGCUACUGGAAACUACGAUGUCAACGGAAACGUGUUACUGUUACCCGUUAGAAGUAGAGGAGAAUUUUGGGCGUCCUUCGAAAACGUAACGGCCUUAGCAAAAUUAUACGGAGUUGAGGUGAAUAAAGAAGGAGUGAAAUUUAUGAAAACCGAAAGGUUGGGAAUCGGUUUCAAAUUGGAAAAAUCUGAUUUUAAAAUCAAAGAUGCCAUCAAUAUGCAAAACGUCAUAGGUGAAGCAAUGAAUGUAUUUUUGAAUGAAAAUUCAGCAGAAAUUAUCGAGGAAAUGAAACCCGCCGCUUCGCAAGCCAUCGGAAAACAUUUCAAAAAUUUCUUGAACAACGCAUUUUUACAAAUCCCACUUAAAGUGUGGUUGAAAGACUCCGAAUAAUUUACUAUAAAUUUUCAUGUCUAUCAUUUGUUUUGUAAUUUCCUUUACCUUUCCAAUACUAUAGUAAAUAGUUUUAUUUUUAAGCAUUAUAUAUUACGCAUAAUUUUAUUCUCAUAAUAUAUAAUAUGUACUUUUAUAUUCGUAUAUUUAUUUAAGUUACCACACUUUAAACAAAUAUUAACAUAGAAUUUCUAUUAUGUAGACUAUUGACCAUUUAUAUUUGCCAUUUUGUAUAUAUAUAUAGCUACAUUAUACAUAAUAAUAUUAUAAUAUAUUAUGUCGUCGUAUUUUUUGUACGGGUUAUUAUUUUAAAGUUUAACACCUUAGAAGUAGUGUUAUUGAAAAUGUUUUAUUAAUUAUAUAUUUAUAAUCUCCUAUUGAGUAUUAUUUUAGUUUUAAAUUAGCUAUGUGUAUAUUGUAUAAGUAAGUAAAUGUUUGAAAAUUAUAACGCGCUGCCGGGUAACAGUGCAAUACUGAAAUGGUAUGUUUAACAUUGCACAUAAACAAUUUUAAUGUGCCAAAAGAAAAUAUAGUUCGUUAAAUUUUAAGGACAAAAAUUUUCUUUAAGAUGGUUGUUAACGACUUAUUAUAUAAAUGUUAUGUUUUUUUUUUUUUUAAUAAUACAGACUUGUUAAACAAAGUUCAGAAAAGUUGUUGAAAGAGAAACGUUAAAAAUUAAAACUAUUAACACAUAUUAUUGUAUAGUUUUAGUUAUAUUUAACGUUUAGAUUCUAAUAGAAUAAAUGAAAAAAAAUUUGUUUAUUUUAUAUUUAUGUUAUAUUUAAUCAAAUUAUUAAUAUUAAAUAUUAAUACUGUUAAAAUAAGAAUGACCUACUUAAACAGUUUAGUUUCAAAUCUUUAUUAUAUUAGUAUACUAUGAUAUAGAUUAUUUAUGAAUGUAUAUUUGUUUCAAUUUAAAGAAAUUAAAUUUUUUUUUUAGUAUUAUAUUAUGAUGUUUUUACAUGAUUAAAAUACAUUUUUUUUUUAAAUAA
This is a messenger RNA of Aphis gossypii (cotton aphid), 2385 nucleotides long. Its product is annotated as circadian clock-controlled protein daywake-like. The record is from RefSeq and is a predicted model, not a curated record. The coding region runs from base 575 to 1393 and encodes 272 amino acids. NCBI's taxonomy places the organism in Eukaryota, Metazoa, Arthropoda, Insecta, Hemiptera, Aphididae. The transcript has 6 exons.